Caenorhabditis briggsae is the source of this 750-nucleotide messenger RNA. The transcript is spliced from 2 exons. The coding region runs from base 1 to 750 and encodes 249 amino acids. Lineage: Eukaryota; Metazoa; Nematoda; Chromadorea; Rhabditida; Rhabditidae. The record is from RefSeq and is a predicted model, not a curated record.
AUGUUCUUCAAACGGGAGAAAAUCGUGAAAAAGUUCUUGACGCUCCAGGCAAAAUUCUUCCGUUCAUGUCACAGAGCUAGUGAAAACGAGAAGGAGAUGAAACAAGAAAAUGAAGAUCUCAAAAAGAAAUUGAAGUUGGCGGAGCUCACCUCCAGAAAUGAAGUAAACGAACUUAAAAAGAAAAUGAAGCGCCAAGAAAAAAAAUCAGAGGAACGUAUGAAAAAGUUGAAGGGAAAAAUGACAUCGCAACUGUUGAAAGAAGUCAUCGAGUGUACGGGUUGUGUUCUGGACCAAGCCUGGAUUGUUCCGAAAUGUGAAGAAGCUCGUGUCGAGUCGUCGGAUUAUCAAGAAAUGAUGGAGUUGUUGGAUACGGAGAAAUUCAAAGUUUUAGAAGCGGAAUUGGAGAAAUGUCAAGAUGAGUUGGAUGAGGAACGCAGCAAAAAUGUUCGAUUGUUGGACAAAUUCCGCUACUUAGAUGAACUUGAAGAGUGGGACGUGAUUUCGGAAUUCGAAAAGGCCUUUAUGACUUCUGAAGAUACCAUGAAAACCUGGAAACAGGAAGAACUGAACAGAAUCAAAAAAUUGAGUGAUCGGCUAGAGGAGCUUCGUCAGACCACCGAUCCUGAAUUUUAUCCCGAAGGUCCCAGCUUCAUGCAACUUUCCGAAAACACGAUGGAAGGUUUUAAUCUUGAUAUAGCCGAUAAUGGUGUUGUUACCAGAUCCACAAAAACGCUCAUCUACGAUAACUGA